Molecule: messenger RNA, 1687 nt
Organism: Carica papaya (papaya)
Lineage: Eukaryota; Viridiplantae; Streptophyta; Magnoliopsida; Brassicales; Caricaceae
Source: RefSeq, a predicted model, not a curated record
CACUCCUUCUCAUUAAAUUCAAAGCUUCUUUACAUGUUAAUCAUGUUUUUGUUCUUCUAAGAGUGUAUUCUUUUGUCAAGGUGGUAGCUUUUUAGACAUGGCUCUUUCUUUCUCUGCAUUUCUUAGUUUCAUAAUCUAACUUUUGGGGGUUUUUUUAUUCUCUUCUCUUCUCUCUAUCAUUUAGUAGGUUUUUGGUUAUUCUUCCUUCCCCUUUCUGGUUUUUCCUUUUGCCAAUCUGGGUUCCCUUCUUCGAUAAAAUCUCUCUUUUCUAUUAACUUUUUUUUUUUAUAUUUUUUUUGUUAUCUUAGUUGACGGAUCUUAUUUUCUACCAGUUCUUUUUUUUUUUGGUGGGGUUGGGGACUUUUGGUUUCUGAGAAUUCUGCUUUCAAGGCAUAUCUAUUAAUAUCAUUCUAUUUGUAGAUAAUAGGCACUUUUUCUUUAAUUUUUCUCUUCCUUUUUGUUUUACAUUUCUCAACCUACUAUAUGUAUAUAUAUAUCUAUAUAAUUUUCUUUCCUUCUGAUUUUGCAGCUUGAGUGUUGCUCUUAGACUGGUGACCCUGAAUCCUGUUUUGCAUUUAACUACUUGUUCUUCUUGUGAUAGUUAGGUGUUUAAUGUUCUUCCUGCUGAAUACUUGUUUCUAAUCAAUCUGUUCCUCUUUCGCUUUACCUUUUUCCUUUUUCAUUAUGUAAAACAGAGGAAGCUCUCAAGAUUUUCUUAAUAAUAUAUCCCUGAGCAACCAAGGAAGCAAGAUUUGGACCAACUUAGCUAAUUGGUUCAAAACAAAGUUUUCAAUACCAAAAAAUAAGAAUUUUCUUUUUUUUUUUUGUUUUUAAAGAAAUGAAGAUAAUUGGUUUUAUAAUUUUGAAAAUUGACUUUAUUUGUUUGCAUCAUGUAUGUUCCAGCUGAUUCUCCAUUUGAAAGAUUAUUACUCUUCACUUAUUCGUUUUAUUGCAGAUUCAUCCCUUCUUCCAGCAAUAUUAAAGGAUGGGGGAUCAUUUUGUAUUGCUGGUGGAUCGGUUGUUAACUGAAUCCACACUUGAAGCUGCUAUUGAGAGCAAAAACCGAUUGGAGCAAGUCACACCCUUGUCAAACAAAGAUAACCUGACUGAAUUUUCUUUCUGUAAAAUGGAUGAAAAUAAUGAUUCAUCUUGGAGAGAAUUGGAGCAAUGUAGGAUUUGCCAUGAUGAGGAUGAAAGCUCAAACAUGGAAAUGCCUUGUUCUUGCUGUGGUAGCUUGAAGUAUGCUCACCGUAAAUGUAUCCAGAGGUGGUGCAAUGUAAAAGGCGAUACUAUAUGUGAAAUUUGUCAUCAGCCAUUUAAACCUGGUUAUACAGCACCUCCUCCUCUGUUUCAUUAUAGUGGCAUCCCAAUGAAUUUCAGAGGAAAUUGGGAGAUAUCUAGAGGAGAUCUUCACAAUUCUAGAUUUAUAGCAAUGGUCACUUCUGAUCAAGAUUUUCCGGAUUCUGACUUCGAGGACUUUUCACCUUCCAAUUCAAGAAGUCUGAUAUGCUGCCGAAUUAUAGCUAUAAUUUUUAUUGCUCUUCUUGUACUUCGCCACACCCUUCCGAUUGUAAUCAAUGGAAGCGGUGAUUACUCGUUUACAUUGUUUAUGUUACUAUUCUUCAGACUGUUGGGAUUCUGUUGCCUAUAUAUAUUAUGUUUAAAGCAUUCACAGUAAUCCAACGUC